This is a messenger RNA of Cyprinodon tularosa, 6530 nucleotides long. RefSeq names its product lysine (K)-specific demethylase 5A (gene kdm5a). The transcript has 28 exons. Gene Ontology annotation, biological process: chromatin remodeling. NCBI's taxonomy places the organism in Eukaryota, Metazoa, Chordata, Actinopteri, Cyprinodontiformes, Cyprinodontidae. Gene Ontology annotation, cellular component: nucleus. Bases 793 to 5991 code for a protein of 1732 amino acids. Gene Ontology annotation, molecular function: DNA binding; histone demethylase activity. The record is from RefSeq and is a predicted model, not a curated record.
AAACACGGGGCUUCAAUUUGGGCUUUCCGAGCUUUACUGAAGGCAUCCCAACGGCUCUCCUCUUUGCUAGUGCUAGCUAGCCUGUUUGCUAAUGCGGCUAUGAUACCUUCAGACGACGUCCAUUUACACGCACAAUUCCUGCCUUUAAACCAAUUUAAAUCGUUUAACAACCUCUCCAUCCUUUUAAAAUGCAUGUUUUUUUCAACCCAGCGAGAUGGACAACUAUCUCACUUCAGCGACUUUAUUCGUCGGACGACAAUGUUUAGUUGCGCAACAGACAGCUGCAGCUAAGCUAGCACCGAUUUAAUUAGCUUCCUGUUUUGUUGUCCUUAUGUCCAAUUGAAUAAGAGCUCUUGAAAUGAACACACCCUGCUAUGCAUCUGUGAUUAUUAGCAUCCAGCUUGGGUGGCAACCUUAAGAGGAAGAAGAAGACGCUAAGUGUGAGCUAAUGUUGCUAACUUUGUUGGAAACGCGAAUGGAGGAGAUGCUAGCGUGUCGGGCUGACUUUACCCUACUUCUCAGGUGAAGACUUCCAAGACCGGCCUGGCCUGCCCAACACUUUACGGAGGAUGGAAACGCACUCAUCAUUAGCUGCUAGGCUAAUCGGUGUUUUCUUUUCUCCCUCAAACCUCAUUAUGAAUCCACACAUGGACGCUGUUGUGUGAUUUACAUAAUAAUCAUGGGCAAGGAGGAAGUUUCCCAAGAAGAUAGCCACUGUUACAACAUGGAUUAUUGAUCUCAGCUCUUCAUUUCGACCACAUUUGUUUUGUAAAUGACUGGAUUGACUACGACAUGGCUGCGAUCGCGGAGUUUGUCCCCCCUCCUGAGUGCCCGGUGUUCGAGCCCAGUUGGGAAGAAUUUUCGGAUCCAUUAGGAUUUAUCAACAAAAUCCGUCCCAUUGCGGAGAAAACGGGCAUCUGCAAGAUCAGACCUCCCCAGGACUGGCAGCCUCCUUUUGCCUGUGAUGUUCGCAACUUCCGCUUUACCCCAAGAGUCCAGAGACUAAAUGAGCUUGAGGCACUCACUCGAGUUAAACUUAACUUCCUGGAUCAGAUCGCAAAGUUCUGGGAGCUGCAAGGAUCUAAGAUUCGCUUCCCUCACGUGGAGAGGAAGAUUUUGGAUCUCUAUCAGCUGAGCAAGAUUGUUUCUUCUGAAGGCGGGUUUGAGACAGUCUGCAAAGACAAAAGAUGGUCCAAAGUGGCGACUCGCAUGGGUUACCCGCCGGGAAAAGGCACUGGGUCUCUUCUGCGCUCACAUUAUGAGCGAUUCCUUUACCCCUAUGAACUCUUCCAGUCUGGAGCAACUCUUACGGGCAUCCAGCGGCUGUAUGAUGAAGGAACAGAUGGGGAAGAAGUGGAUGAGGGUGUCGGGGAGGAGGCGAUGGAGGAAGAGGAGCAAGAAGAGGAAGAUGAAAAGGAGAAAGACAGAGAGGGUGACGUGACGCAAACCAAAGAACGGCUUCAAUCAGAGCGGCGCUCCCGUCGACUGAAAUCAGAGAGGGAAAACAAGGAGCCAAAAGGUCUCAAAAUCUUCGGAACAAGUCCCAAGAUGGUCGAUUUGGAGAUAGUACCAGCUGAUGAUGGGUUCGUUAAGAAGCAGCGGCACCUCAAAGCCCAGGCCUUCGCCAUUAAAAUGAGACCACGCAAGGAGACGCUGGAGGUUAACUUUAUCGACCUUUAUUUGUGCCUGGUUUGUGGACGAGGAGACGAGGAGGACCGACUGCUGCUGUGUGACGGCUGUGAUGACAGCUACCACACUUUCUGCCUCAUUCCGCCCCUGCAGGAUGUGCCCAAAGGAGACUGGAGGUGCCCCAAGUGCGUCGCUGAGGAGUGCAGUAAGCCCAGAGAAGCCUUUGGCUUCGAGCAGGCUGUGAGGGAGUACUCUCUGCAGAGUUUUGGUGAAAUGGCAGACCAGUUCAAAUCCGACUAUUUCAACAUGCCGGUUCAUAUGGUUCCAACAGAGUUGGUGGAGAAGGAGUUCUGGCGCCUGGUCAGCAGCAUCGAAGAGGAUGUUAUCGUGGAGUACGGCGCUGACAUCAGCUCCAAGGACGUGGGCAGUGGUUUUCCUGUGAAGGAUGGCAAAAGGAGGCUCCUAGGAGAUGAAGAGGAGUAUGCAAACUCUGGCUGGAACUUGAACAACAUGCCGGUUCUGGAGCAGUCGGUUCUCACACACAUCAACGUGGACAUAUCAGGCAUGAAGGUGCCCUGGCUCUACGUGGGCAUGUGCUUCUCCUCGUUCUGCUGGCACAUCGAGGACCACUGGAGUUACUCCAUUAACUUCCUCCACUGGGGCGAACCCAAAACCUGGUAUGGCGUGCCGGCCUCUGCGGCGGAGAAGCUAGAGGCUGUGAUGAAGAAGCUGGCCCCAGAGCUCUUUGACUCUCAGCCAGACCUGCUGCACCAGCUCGUCACCAUCAUGAAUCCAAACGUCCUCGUGGAUCACGGCGUCCCGGUUUACAGGACCAAUCAGUGUGCCGGAGAGUUUGUGGUUACCUUUCCAAGGGCGUACCACAGCGGCUUCAACCAGGGCUACAACUUUGCAGAAGCUGUUAACUUCUGCCCUGCAGAUUGGUUACCCCAAGGCCGCCAGUGUGUCGCUCAUUACCGCCGUCUCCACCGUUACUGCGUCUUCUCCCACGAGGAGCUGUUGUGCAAAAUGGCAGCUGAUCCAGAGAACCUGAAUGUGGAACUCGCUGCCGCCGUCUUUAAAGAAAUGGAUGAGAUGAUAGAGGAGGAAACGAAACUCAGACAGGCUGCGCAGGAAAUGGGGGUUCUGUCAUCAGAGCAGGAGGUUUUUGAGCUGCUCCCAGAUGAUGAGCGUCAGUGCUUUAAGUGUAAGACGACCUGUUUCCUGUCUGCGCUGACCUGUUCCUGCAGUCCAGAUCGACUUGUUUGUCUCCACCACGCAAAGGACCUCUGCGACUGUCCCCUCGGCAGCAAGUGUCUCCGGUAUCGCUAUGAUCUGGAAGAGUUUCCAUCCAUGCUGUAUGGCGUGAAGACACGGGCUCAGUCCUAUGAGACCUGGGGAAAACGUGUCGCAGAGGCUUUAGCUGCAGACCAGAAAAACAAGAAAGAUCUGAUAGAGCUGAAGGUUUUGCUGGAGGACGCCGAGGACAGAAAGUAUCCGGAGAACGCAUUGUUCCGCCGCCUGGGGGAGAUGGUGAAAGAAGCAGAGACGUGUUCCUCAGUGGCCCAGCUGCUGCUCAGCCGCAAGCAAAGGCACAGCAGCCGCCUUCGCUCUGAGAGUAGCCGCAGUCGCACCAAACUGACCGUGGACGAGCUCAAAGCGUUCGUGGAGCAGCUCUACAAGCUGCCCUGCAUCAUCAGCCAGGCGCGACAAGUCAAAGAGCUACUGGAGACGGUGGAGGACUUCCACGAGCGCGCCCAGGUAGCGCUGUCGGACGAGAUGCCCGACUCCUCCAAGCUGCAGGAGCUUUUGGACCUGGGCAGCGGCCUGGAUGUGGAGCUGCCUGAGCUCCCUAAGCUGAAGCAGGAGCUGCAGCAGGCGCGCUGGCUGGAUGAGGUUCGUGGCACCCUCGCUGAGCCUCACCGUGUCACUCUGGAGCUAAUGAAGAGGCUGAUAGACUCUGGACUUGGUUUAGCACCACACCACGCAGUGGAGAAGGCAAUGGCCGAGCUGCAAGAAGUCCUCACUGUCUCAGAGCGUUGGGAGGACAAAGCCAGGGCCUGCCUGCAGGCAAGGCCUCGCCACAGCAUGGUGACCUUAGAGAGCAUUGUCCUGGAGGCAAGAAACAUCCCAGCAUAUCUGCCCAAUGUUUUGGCUCUGGAAGAGGCCCUGCAGAAGGCCAAGGAUUGGACCUCCAAAGUGGAGGCCAUCCAGAGCGGAAGCAGCUACGCUUACCUGGAGCAGCUGGAGAGCCUGCUGGCCAGAGGUCGCUCCAUCCCCGUACGGCUCGACUCGCUUGGACAAGUGGAGUCACAGGUGGCUUCGGCCCGAGCGUGGAGGGAGCGGACCGCUCGCACCUUCCUCAAGAAAAACUCCACGUACAAUCUGCUCCAGGUUCUCAGCCCUCGUGUGGACAUCGGAGUGUACAGCAACAGCAAGAGCAAGCGGAAGCGCGUCAAAGAGCUCCUGGAAAAGGAGCGAAGCGGCUAUAAUCCCGACGUCCUGAGCGAUCUGGAGGAAAGCCUGGAGGAGGUGCGAGAGCCUUCAGCUGUGGUGGCCGCCUUUAAAGUUAUGGAGCAGAAGGAAGUGGAGGCUAUCCACUCGCUGCGCGCCGCCAACUUGGCCAAGAUGGCCAUGGCAGAUCACAUCGAGGAAGUCAAGUUCUGCCUGUGCAGAAAGACGGCCAGCGGCUUUAUGCUGCAGUGCGAGCUGUGUAAGGACUGGUUCCACGGAGCGUGCGUCCCUCUGCCCAAGACGGGAACGCAGAAGAAAGUGGGCGUCGGCUGGCAGGGCAACAGUAAAGACUCUAAGUUCCUGUGUCCGCUGUGCCAGAGGUCACGGAGGCCCAGACUGGAGACCAUCCUGUCCCUGCUGGUUUCUUUGCAGAAGCUGCCGUCGCGUCUGCCAGAAGGAGAGGCUCUGCAGUGUUUGACAGAGAGGGCGAUGAGCUGGCAGGAUCGAGCACGUCAAGCCUUGGCUACGGAGGAGCUGUCCUCCGCCCUGGCAAAGCUUUCAGUGCUGAGCCAGCGCAUGGUGGAGCAGGCAGCGAGGGAGAAAACGGAGAAGAUCAUCAACGCUGAGCUGCUGAAAGCUGCUGCCAAUCCUGACUUACAGGGUCACAUCCAGACCUUCCAGCAGUCCGGUUUCAGCAGGGCGGCUUCACCUCGCCCGUCUCUGGACUACGACGACGAGGAAACGGAUUCAGACGAGGACAUCCGGGAGACCUAUGGUUAUGACAUGAAGGACCCGGGGGAGCUAAAGCCGUACCUGUUUUGUGACGAGGAGAUUCCUGUAAAGUCAGAAGAGGUGGUCAGUCACAUGUGGCCCGCUGCUACUCCUUCAUUUUGCGCUGAACACGCCUACUCAUCAGCCUCCAAGUCCUGUGUGCAAAACAUCAGCACUCCCAGGAAGCAGCCCAGGAAGACCCCCCUGGUACCUCGGAGCCUGGAGCCCCCGGUGCUGGAACUAUCGCUCCAGGCUAAAGCCCAGCUGGAGGAUCUGAUGAUGCUGGGAGACCUGCUGGAGGUGUCCCUGGAUGAGACCCAGCACAUCUGGAGGAUUCUGCAAGCCACGCACCCUCCCUCUGAGGAGAGAUUCCUGCAAGUCAUGGAGCCUGACAACUCUUUGCUGGAGAAGCCCCUCAAGAUCAAAUUUAAAGACUCGGAAAAGAAACGGAAGAGGAAGCUGGAGAGGGCGGAGCAGCACCACGUGUUGAUGGCCGCCGCCGGUGGCGCCUCGGCCGUCGGCGACCCCAGGCUCCAGAAAUCUAAGGAGCUAAAGCGAGUGGGCCUGGAGCUCGGCCUCGGGGUCAAACCUAAGAAGAAAAAGCUGAAACUCAACUUGGAAAAGAACAGGGAGAUGAAGCAGCUGGCCAAACGGUUAGCCAAGGAGGAGAAGGAGAGGAAGAGGAAGGAGAAGGCAGCUGCUAAAGCGGAGGCCAUCAAGGAAGGUCUGGAGAAGAGGAAGGAGAAGAAGAUCCUGGACAUCCCCUCUAAGUACGACUGGUCGGGUGCGGAGGACUCCAAUGACGAGAACGCUGUGUGUGCAGCCAAGAACUGCCAGAGACCCUGUAAAGACAAGGUGGACUGGGUUCAGUGUGAUGGCGGCUGCGACGAGUGGUUCCACCAGGUGUGCGUGGGCGUGUCGUGCGAAAUGGCGGAAAACGAGGACUACAUUUGCAUGGACUGUUCCCAGAAGGCUGCCGGCGGGGUGGAAGGAACCACCGUGGAAGAAGUGGCGGGGGAAAACAUUGUGGUCUUGGCUCCGUGCGGCGGAGCGGUAUCGUCUGUUGCUCCAUGGUCGGCCAUGUCCCUCUUAAACCCUGCAGCUUCGAACCAUCGGCCAGAGCCUCGCCAGGACAGCUAGCGCUAAAAAUGGGCUCUGCACCCCUUUGAAAAAAAUAAAAACUGUGUACAGGUUCGUCUGUGACAAAUAGACUUCUUUUAUCUUUCCAUGGGAGGAUUUCUGUUUCUGUCUGGAUUGUAAAGCACAAGAAAUAGGGAAUUUUCAACAGUUUCAUGGGAGAAAAGUUCUCAGACUUCUAAGAUGUGAUGUUGGUGCAGAGAGUUCUUCCUUCUAUUACACCCGUUGGUCUGAAACAUCGGCUACUCCCUUUAUGGUGUCAGUGCUCUAGUUCAAUUAAUUUACAACAAAACAGUUUUCCUAAAGCUCCAUUAUUUAGUCCGAUCAGACAAAUAUGUUCCCAGUCCUGGGACACUCUGUCCUACUCACUGCUGCCCUCUGCUGCCCAGGCAGAAACAUCUCAAUGUUUAGGACUAGAAGGAAGCAGAAAUGGUUCAAAUCUAGUGGAAUUAUUUAUAAUGUAUAUAACAUUUAAACAGUAAAAAAAAAAUGGUUUGUGGCUUUUUGUUUUCUCACCUUUUAAUAAAUGAUUCCUAGUCAAA